AUGUGCACACAACUAGCCUCAGAAAGCAAGCUUAGGACUUGCAGCCGGACGCGGCUGAGAGUGUUCCUUUGCACGAGAGCCAUCUGCGGAUAUGUAUUUUGUUCUUCCAGGGAAGUGAGCAGAGGUAAGUUGUCGGGGGGUUUUAAAAUAAAGUACAAAUAACUGGCCAGAAAGCAAGCAGAGUAAUGUUUAAUGACACAUAUGCUGAAGCCAAAGCUAGCUGAAGGAAUGAGCUUGCCAGCAACGACUGGAACAUGUCUGUUACUGAAGCAUUGGUUUCCACUUCCUCUGUCUUUUAUGUGUUGAAAUGCAGCAAAGCCAUAAUCUCUUUCCUGUGUCGAAGAUCCAGUGCGGGGGCCCCCCUGGCUUAGAGUAAAUUCAAAGGAUGUAAGCGUAACUCACUGAAGAUGACAAGACAAGUAAUAUGGCACUUCCUCCUAGGUGCUGUUAAGAAAAGGAGAGCAGUUUUACUUGGUGGGUUGUCAGGGGAGGAGAACGGAUAUUCAGGACAAACUAAAAGUUAUGUAGAUUUAGUUGCAAUCUCAACCCAUUUUAAUAGCAUCGGUGGGUUUGUUUCUCUUCCUUUUCUCAUUAUAACAAUAUACCGUAUUUUUUGCUCUAUAAAACUCACUUUUUCCCUCCUAAAAAGUAAGGGGAAAUGUGUGUGCGUCUUAUGGAGCGAAUGCAGACUGUGCAGCUAUCCCAGAAGCCAGAACAUCAAGAGGGAUUGCUGCUUUCACUGCGUAUUGAUCCCUCUUGCCGUUCUGGCUUCUGAGAUUCAGAAUAUUUUUUUUUCUUGUUUUCCUCCUCCAAAAACUAGGUGCGUCUUAUGGUCUGGUGCGUCUUAUAGAGCGAAAAAUACGGUGAAUAUUCUAAACCUGAUCAAAUAGGCACCCUUUAUUUAAGCAAAGGGUUUUUUGUUCUCUUUGAUGUGGGCAGCUAGCAUGUAGGCCCAUUUGCACCGCCAUUUUUAAUGUGUCUACUCCAGAGUAAGUUCCACUGAAUUCAAAACUCAAUGGAGCUUACUCCCAGGUAAGUGAAUAUAUGAUUGCACCCUGAAUUGUUUGUAACUACAGGAGUUUGUGACACAGUGCUCGGGAAUCUCAUUUAGUGGGACUUGUUUACAGCUAAGCAUGUGUAAGGUCAACCAAGUUGUUGAAGCAUCUUAAAAAGGAUGCAAUUCCAGGGUAUGGUGUGAAGGUGCAUGAGACCAUCAACUUGCUAUGGCUAAACAGGUCUGGGUCCGGUCAGUGCCUGGAUGGCUGACUAUCUGGGAAUUACAUGUAAGCUUCUUGGGUUCCAUAACAGAAGAAAGGGGGGUAUAUAAUUAUUCUCAUGUAGUAUAUGCAGUUGUUAAAACCAAUACAUAAAAAAACUAUUUCUGGGGCAAACCUCCAACUCAUCCCUGAAAAUUGCCAAUACCAGUUCAACUAGACAGCAUAAAAAAAUUUAAGGCAGUGGUUUCCUAAUAAUUAUAAUAAUAAAUAAUUUUAUUAUUUAUAUCCCGCCCAUCUGACUGGGUUUCCCCAGCCACUCUGGGUGGCUCCCAACAGAAUGAAAAGCACAAUACAGUGGUACCUCGGGUUACAUACACUUCAGGCUAAAUAUGUUUCAGGUUACAGACUCCGCUAACACAGAAAUACUACCUCGGGUUAAGAACUUUGCUUUAGGAUGAGAACAGAAAUCGUGCAGCGGCAGCGCAGAGGCCCCAUUAGCUAAAGUGGUCUUCAGGUUAAGAACAGUUUCAGGUUAAGAACAGACCUCCGGAACGAAUUAAGUUCUUAACCUGAGGUACCACUGUAAAACAUUAAUCAUUGAAAACUUCCCUAAACAGGGCUGCCAUGUGCUAGAUUGAUAUCAAACAUUCCCAUAUUUAGCAGGGUGUAUUUAAGUGGGCUUAGGUAAAUGAACUUAGAAUCUUCCCUUUGCUUGGGACCCCACUGUAAUUAUUAUUAUUAUUUUAUUAUCAUUUAUUUGUUUGUUUGUUUGUUUGUUUAUACCCCACCUUUCAAGAGUUGAUUUUAGUUAUUUUAUUUCAUAAAACUUAUACACUGCUUAAGUGCAAAAACAUCAAAGCUAUUUUACAUAAAAAGCUUCCAGUUGCAGGAAUGAUUCUACGUGAACCCCUGCCUUCUCAAAAUCCCCUGUGCAUUAAUGUCUGUGGAAUAAAAAGUUUGACAAUGAAUCAAUAGAUAGAUAUAGGUUCAAACAUAGACCAGCAACCUGAGAUUAUUAGGACAUAAGAACAGUGGAACAGAUUCCCAUGGAAGGUUGUGGACUCUCAUCCCUUAGAGGUUUUUAAGCAGAUUGGAUGGCCAUCUGCCAUGGGUGUUUUUUGAGAUUCCCACAUUGCAGGGGGUUGGACUAGAUGACCCUUGGGGUCCCUUCCAGCUCUACAAUUCUAUGGUUCUGUGAAAAGCCAAUGGCCCAUCUGAUCCAGCAUCCUGUUCCCACAGUGUCCAACCAGAUUUCUGUGGGAAGCAUGUAAACAGGAUUUGAACCCAAGAACAUCCCUCCCCUCCUUAGUUUUCCAGCUGCUGGUAUUUAGAAGUGUUGCUGUGAAGGCAAAGCAUAGCUCUCAUGGCUAGUAGCCAUCAAGAGCCCUUUCCACCUCCAUGAAUUCGUCUAAAUGUUUUGUAAGGUAAGGGGACCCCAACCAUUAAGUCCAGUUGUGGCCGCCUCUGGGGUUGCGGUGUUCAUCUCACUUUAUUGGCUGAGGGAGCCGGCAUACAGCUUCCGGGUCACGUGGCCAGCAUGACUAAGCCACAUCUGGCAAACCAGAGCAGUGCACGGAAAUGCUGUUUACCUUCCCGCCAGAGUGGUACCUAUUUAUCUACUUGCACUUUGAUGUGCUUUCAAACUGCUAGGUUGCCAGGAGCAGGGACUGAGCAACGGGAGCUCACCCCGUUGCGGGGAUUCGAACCGCCAACCUUCUGAUCGGCAAGCCCUAGGCACUGGUGGGAUCGAGUGCCAUAGUUUGACCACGUUCUGGGUAAAGAAGGAUUUCCUUUUCAGGAUUUUCCCGAAUCUUCCAAUAUUCGGCUCAAUUGGAUGUCCAUGAAUUCUAGUGUUAUGGCAUCCUCUCACCAACUUGAGACAAACAAAAAAAUCAAAUACGUGUGUAGAAAUAUCUCUCUCAACUAAUCAUUUGCUGUGUUGAGGAGGGUCAGCUGGAGGGGGGAGUGAGGAACGUUGAAGAGUAUGUGGUUAUGCUUUGUGGAGGAAGGGAAGUCUCAGUACCCAACUAAUAGGUCAAGGAAGGUUGAUAAUAUUACCCCAGAUAACAGAGGACACCCCAUUACUCCCCCAUUCUUUUCAAAGCACUUCUAUUUUUCUUGCUCCCUCACUGUAUUUUUCAUUCCCCCAAAUUUCCUGUCUUCCUUCCUUCCUGUGUUAUUUUCCUUCCUUCCUUCCUUCCUUCCUUCCUUCCUUCCUUCCUUCCUUCCUUCCUUCCUGUGUCUUUCUCUGUUCAUUCUUAUUUUCUCUUCCAUCUUCCAUGUUCUUUCUUUCAGUUACAAAAAGUUUGAGGCUGGGUGGAAACGCUUAGAAUGAACUCACACUUGAAGUGGCCGUUAUGUUUCCUGUGGUCACACCAGUUUCCUCACCCACCCACCCCCACAUAACGUAGACAUGCUACAGGCACAUGCGAGUUUCUGAACCGGCAAGGGCGCAUGCUUGCGAGCCACAGCCACUUCCCACACAUGAGCAUGCUAGCUCAAAGCUCAUGUCCUUAGGUACUGCUGUAUAAUGUUGCCUGCCACCCCAGUCUCUGAGCAGUGCAAAAUUCCAGCCGUUCCAGGCACCUUAACCCAGGAUUUGGUUUCCUUCAGAAUGAGGAAUAGCGGAGAAAGUAGUGUCUUUAUGAUAUAUGGUAUACCCAUGGCAUCCUUCUUGAUGGCACUGCUCUCCCCAAAGAAGUUCGCCUGGUGCCUUCAUUGUAUACCUUUAGGCACAAGGCAAAAACGUUCCUUUUUAACCAGGCCUUUGGUUGACCUGAUCGACAUCCUAUACCCUUUUAAAAUGUGUGGUUUUUUGGGGGGGCUAUUGGGUUGUUGCUUUUAUUUUUAUUAUGUAUUUUGUGGUUUUACAUCUUGAUUUUAUUCCAUGAACUGCCCUGAGACCCCCGGGUUUAGGGGGGUAUAUAUAAAUUUAAUAAAUAAUAAUAAUAAUAGCCACAGCCUUGGAUUCCAGCAGCAACCAUGCCUGGUUCUGUCUCCCAGCCUGCAGUCUUGUCAGCUUCCAGUUUCCAGGUUCUAGCUCAUUAAGUUCAACUCUUAACUCUAGCCUUUCUCGUUCUAACAACCAGUGAGUUGAGGAAGGCCCACCCAUUUGAUAUCUGGCACAGAGCCACUUCCUUUGUUACCUUAAUGGCCCAUAUUUAGAGGGUCAUUACCUCACCAGGAAACAAGUCUUUCUAUACCAGGAAUUGAAUCCGUGCUGGAUCCAGGAAUCAGAAGGGGGCUCAGGCAUACAGCUGCCCCAACUCAUAACAAUAUUAUACUAUAUUAACUAUUAGGAAUUAUAAAAGAAACACUAGUGAGUUUAUAGAAGUGGAAACCACCCUAAGUAAUUAUUUGCUGCUGCAGCGUGUUUGGAGAUAAGACUCUUAAGAGUUUAUUCUCUUGUCCUGUGACUCAAGUGACCUGUGUUUACACUUUUAUACAAACAGGAUCUAACAUGGGAAAGGUAAUAAAAAGGGAGGAGCUUCUGUUUAGUUAAGUCUGAUAUAUUACCAGGUAACGGAUGAAAAAUUGUACUCAAUGCAUUUUUGCAUUUUUACAUGCUGGGUGAAACGGUCUGAAAAUUGUCAGCGAACAUUUAAUGUUCUCCCCUCCAUGCGUUGGAGGUAUCACCUGCACAUCCUACUCUUCCUGUGAACUAUACAUGAAAAAAAGGGAAGCGGGUGGAGCUGUGGUCUAAACCACUGAGCCUAGGGCUUGCCGAUCGGAAGGUCGGCGGUUCGAAUCCCUGCGGCGGGGUGAACUCCCGUUGCUCCGUCCCAGCUCCUGCCAACAUAGCAGUUUGAAAGCACGCAGUGCAAGUAGAUAAAUAGGUACCGCUCCGGCGGGAAGGUAAACAACUACCAGACUUUUAGAAGGCAUCUGAAGGCAGCCCUCUUUAGGGAAGCUUUAAAUGUUUAACAGACCACUGUAUUUUUAUUUUAUUUUAUUUUUAGACCACUGUAUUUUAAUACUUUGAUGGAAGCCGCCCAGAGUGGCUGGGGAAACCCAGCCGGAUAGGCGGGGUAUAAGUAAUAAAUUCUAUUCUAUUCUAUUCUAAACGGCGUUUCUGUGCACUGCUCUGGUUUUGCCAGAAGCAGCUAAGUCCUCCUGGCCACAUGACCCAGAAAAAUGUCUGCUGACAAACGUCAGCUCCCUCGACCAGUAAAGUGAGAUGAGCGCCACAACCCCAGAGUCGUCCGCGACUGGACUUAACUGUCAGAGGUCCUUUACCUUUAAACAUGAAAAUACAUUGAGUUCAGAGGACAAUAUUGCAACGACAUAGAUUAGAACGAAGGAAUUAGAAUUAGGGAGGGCUUCUAACUACAGUUCCCAUCAUCCCUGACCAUUGGCCAUGCUGAUGGAAACGGGAGUACAGUAACAUCUGGGAGGCCACAGAUUCCCUAACCCUGUAAUAGGGGAAGGUUUGGUUGCACGCAACCCCAAACUCUGAGUUGUGUAAUAUGUCAGGGGUUCCAGGCACUUAUCCAGCAUCUCUGUUUCCUUUUGGGAAUGAGGCACAACGGAGACUGCGGUGUCUUUAGGAUAUAUGGUUUAUUUACACAUAUAUACAGCCUGAGCCUACGGUGGAGGAGCUCACAGCAUCAACACCUCAGAAGGGUCGUGCUUCUCCUAUAGCUACAGCCUUGCAUUCAAACAGACAUCAAAUAUCAUUCUGUGCCUAUCUGGCUUUGUAGCUUGUUGCUUUCCUUCUAAUUCACAUCACAUCUUACUAAUCUCUCUACUCCAAACUCUGGUUUAGAGAGGAGACGUCUCACACCAAGCCCCUUGAUCCCUUGUUCUCUUAAUGGCCCAUCACCCAGGCGAUCACCUCAAAACAGGAAGGCAGCCCGUCUUAAUUAGCUGUUAACACUUCCUGAAUCCAGAGAUUAUAACUGUCUGGCACCCACAAAUUCAUAACAGUAUUAAAGGUAAAAACUCUGUGUUUACCAUUUUUGAUCAGGCUGGCUUUAUUUUUGAUAUAAUUUCUAGUUGUGCUCCAUCUUCCCCAGCCCCACUUUUCCAUUCAUUGACCUAUUUGCAGUUUGAGUUGUUCACUCUAUGAAAGGAAGAGAUCGUGGUGGCCAUUUUGUUCAAUAAAAGAGACCCCUUCCUUCUGCUGUGCUUCAGCAGCUACCUAAAGAGAGGUGGUUGCUAAAAGAUGAAGGAGAGCAAUGUUGAGAUAUGUUUUAUUUCUUUCAGAUUCAGGUGCGGGGCCGAAAUUGGAGACCAAACUAUAUGGUUGCUUCCUGAAAUGCUUCUGCAAUCAAAGCGGUGAAGAUGGAAAGAAAGAAAAGAGUCAUUGCUCCUCGUGGGACACAAGAAAAUGCAGAAAGCAGCAAAGGAACGGAUGGAAAUUCAGGAGCGCAACUGGAUAUGUUAGCAAAAGCACACGAGUGCUUUCAGAUCUGUGAUGUGGAAGGCAAAGGAUUCAUUGCUCGUUGUGACAUGCAGGUAAAGUGUACAAUGCGGCUUUGUGGAGCGUUGUGUCAUUUAAUUGACCAGGCAAUCUUCUGCAAAUCUAAAUUAUUUGUUGUUGUCUGACUUUAAGAUUUACAUUAACUGAAAUUCAUUUUUAUACGAGGAACAAUUUGUCAUUUCAGAGGCUUCAUGGUGAGUUACCUCUUAGUCUGGAAGAGCUGGAGAAUGUAUUUGAUACUCUGGAUGCAGAUGGCAAUGGUUCACUUACUCCAGAGGAAUUUUCCACAGGAUUUGGUAAGUUCUAAAAUGAAAAUGGUGCUUCAAAGACCUUUCAGAUGAUGAUGAUGAUGAUUUAUUAUUUAUACCCCGCCCAUCUGGCUGGGUUUCCCCAGCCACUCUGGGCAGCUCCCAGCAGAAUAUUAAAAACACAAUAAAACAUCAAACAUUAAAAACUUCCCUAAGCAGGGCUGCCUACAGAUGUCUUCUAAAAGUCAGGUAGUUGUUUAUUUCCUUGACAUCUGGUGGAAGGGCAUUCCACAGGACAGGUGCCACUAAGUAACCUUGUUUCUUGCAGUGAGGGAAGGCACUUGGAGCUGGCCCUCAGCGUCCGGGCUGAAUGAUGGGCGUGGAGACACUUUCAGCUAUAACAGGGCCAAUGACCUAUUGUUGUUGUUGUUGUUUAGUCGUUUAGUCGUGUCCGACUCUUCGUGACCCCAUGGACCAGAGCACGCCAGGCACUUCUGUCUUCCACUGUAUCCCGCAGUUUGGUCAGAUUCAUGUUUGUAGCUUCGAGAACACUGUCCAACCAUCUCGUCCUCUGUCGUCCUCUUCUCCUUGUGCCCUCCAUCUUUCCCAACAUCAGGGUCUUUUCCAGGGAGUCUUCUCUUCUCAUGAGGUGGCCAAAGUAUUGGAGCCUCAGCUUCACGAUCUGUCCUUCCAGCGAGCACUCAGGGCUAAUUUCCUUAAGAAUGGAUGCGUUUGAUCUUCUUGCAGUCCAUGGGACUCUCAAGAGUCUCCUCCAGCACCAUAAUUCAAAAGCAUCAGUUCUUUGGCGAUCAGCCUUCUUUAUGGUCCAGCUCUCACUUCCAUACAUCACUACUGGGAAAACCAUAGCUUUAACUAUACGGACCUUUGUUGGCAAGGUGAUGUCUCUGCUUUUUAAGAUGCUGUCUAGGUUUGUCAUUGCUUUUCUCCCAAGAAGCAGGCGUCUUUUAAUUUCGUGACUGCUGUCACCAUCUGCAGUGAUCAUGGAGCCCAAAAAGUAAAAUCUCUCACUGCCUCCAUUUCUUCCCCUUCUAUUUGCCAGGAGGUGAUGGGCCCAGUGGCCAUGAUCUUCGUUUUUUUAUGUUGAGCUUCAGACCAUAUUUUGCGCUCCCCUCUUUCACCCUCAUUAAAAGGUUCUUUAAUUCCUCCUCACUUUCUGCCAUCAAUGUUGUGUCAUCUGCAUAUCUGAGGUUGUUGAUAUUUCUUCCGGCAAUCUUAAUUCCGGCUUGGGAUUCAUCCAGCCCAGCCUUUCGCAUGAUGAAUUCUGCAUAUAAGUUAAAUAAGCAGGGAGACAAUAUACAGCCUUGCCGUACUCCUUUCCCAAUUUUGAACCAAUCAGUUGUUCCAUAUCCAGUUCUAACUGUACCUUCUUGUCCCACAUAGAGAUUUCUCAGGAGACAGAUGAGGUGAUCAGGCACUCCCAUUUCUUUAAGAACUUGCCAUAGUUUGCUGUGGUCGACACAGUCAGAGGCUUUUGCAUAGUCAAUGAAGCAGAAGUAGAUGUCUUUCUGGAACUCUCUAGCUUUCUCCAUAAUCCAGCGCAUGUUUGCAAUUUGGUCUCUGGUUCCUCUGCCUCUUCUAAAUCCAGCUUGCACUUCUGGGAGUUCUCGGUCCAUAUACUGCUUGAGCCUUCCUUGUAGAAUUUUAAGCAUAACCUUGCUAGCGUGUGAAAUGAGUGCAAUUGUGCAGAGGUUGGAGCAUUCUUUGGCACUGCCCUUCUUUGGGAUUGGGAUGUAGACUGAUCUUCUCCAAUCCUCUAGCCACUGCUGAGUUUUCCAAACUGGCUGGCAUAUUGAGUGUAGCACCUUAACACCAUCCUCUUUUAAAAUUUUAAGUAGUUCAGCUGGAAUACCAUCACUUCCACUGGCCUUGUUAUUUGCAGUGCUUUCUAAGGCCAUGACUUCACUCUCCAGGGUGUCUGGCUCAAGGUCAGCAACCACACUACCUGGGGUGUACGAGCCGUCCAUAUCUUUCUGGUAUAAUUCCUCUGUGAAUGACCUAUUAACUGAUCUAAAUAGCCACACUCAGCUAAUUUGGUGGCCUCACAGAGCACACCCAUUCAUUCGUUUAGAUUAUCCCCUCCCUGGCACUAGUCUCACUGCAGUUUACCUGGACGGGACAAGGGUGGGGCAGGGCAGUUGCAAUAUUGUGACUAUGCACUUGCCAGUUCCAGAUUGACUUGGCCAGUUCCGCCUCAGCCUCAAUGCUGCUCUGCUCCACUCCUGUCCUAUCCAGGUCUGCUGCAGUGAUGAUAGUUUCAGGUGAGUGGCUCCACAGCUCUGCCAUACUCACCAACGGCUAUUGAUUUUACCCAAUGGAAAUCUGGCCCUGCAGAUGAUGUUGAAGUCCAACUUCCAUCAUCAUCCAUCCUUCACCAGACUGCUGGGAACCGAGGGGAGUCCAACAACUUUCCUCUUGUAGAACCUGGGACAUGGGUGGCGCUGUGGUCUAAACCACUGAACCUCCGGCCAGUCAGUGUUAAAAAAGGAUAGAACUUUCUUUAUGUAUGCAACAACAGCAGCAAGAAUACUCAUCGCAAAGUAUUGGAAGACACAAGAGCUACCCACACUGGAGGAAUGGCAGAUGAAAUUGAUGGACUAUAUGGAAUUGGCGGAAAUGACUGGCAGAAUCCGUGACCAGGGAGAAGAGUCGGUGGAAGAAGAUUGGAAGAAAUUUAAAGAUUACUUACAGAAAUAUUGCAAAAUUAAAGAAUGUUAGAGUGAUGAUGGAUUGAAAUUAAGUGGCUUCUAGCUGUACAGGCUUUAAAGUUAUAUAUAGAUCAAGAUUAAGGAUUAGGAUUAAAAAGGUUAAAAGAAUGGUAAAUUGGUUUUUAAUAGGUAAAAAGUUAAUGUUAUAUUAUAUUAAGAUUAAGGAUUGGGAUUAAAAAGGAGGGAAAGGAAUUGCUGGACAAACAAACUGAAUUGGAAUACAAAAGAGGGAGGUCUGAGGAGGUCCGGGAAAUCAGUAAAUGUAAAAGUAGUGAUGAAAAGAUGGAAUUGUUUUUAACUGUUUUUUCUUUUUUCUUUUUGUAUUUUGUAUUGUGUAUCUUUCUUUUUAUUUUUAAAAUCUUUUUUUUUAUUGUCUCUUUUUAUGUGAAACUUUAAUAAAUAUCAUUUAAAAAAAAAAUAAACCACUGAACCUCUUGGGCUUGCUGAUAAGUAGGUUGGCGGUUCGAAUCUCUGCGACAGAGUGAGCUCCCAUUGCUCUGUCCCAGCUCCUGCCAACCUAGCAGUUUGAAAGCAUGCCAGUGCAAGUAGAUAAAUAGGUACUGCUGCGGCGGGAAGGUAAAUGGCAUUUCCAUGCACUCUGGUUUCCGUCACGGUGUCCCGUUGUGCCAGAAGCAGUUUAGUCAUGCUGGCCACAUGACCUGGAAGCUGUCUGUGGAUAAAUGGCAGCUCCCUCAGCCUGAAAGCGAGACAAGCGCCGCAACCCCAGAGUUGCCUUUGACUGGACUUAACCGUCUAGGGAUCCUUUACAUUUACCUUUACCUUUAUUGUACCUUGUAGAACCUAGUUUUGAGAGUUGCGUAGUUCAUUUUCCAGGCUGUUGUAAAUCAAUUUUUUCAAUUCCUUGGAAUUAUCCUGAGGGCCAAACAUUUUAUCAGAUGAAUGUUGGGAGUCAUUCUGCAAAGAAACAGUAAAGAUAUUUGUAACUUUAAGAACUGUUUAUGUGAGUUCUGGGCGUGAGCUCUGGGCAGAUUAGGUACAGGUGGUCAUGACUACAAAAGGAGGAAAAGUUGCAGUUUGAAUUUUGCCUGCAGAGAGAAAACACCCACAAGCUUUGUUGUUUUUGUAAUAAAACCUUUAUUUGAAUUGUUUUACACAGGUCUCGUGGUGUCGUAGUUUCUGUCAUCUGCCACCAGAGGAAAAAACCCCUCUAAAAAUGAACUCUUUUUAAUUUGUAGGUCAGUUUUUGUUGGGUCGGACGGCAUCUGUUUCCGACACACAAGAAUGUGAAACUGAAAAUGUGUAUCAGUCUGAAUGGAAACAAAACAGCAUGGAAAGCAAUGAAGAGGAAUAUCAGUUCUCGAAUCUUAUGGAGAGGCUUGGCGCUAACAAUAUCUUAGAAGAGUAAGUGUUGUCAAAAAACAACCGAGAAUCACAAGAAUCACACGGCGCUGUACUUUGGGGGCUGUACCAUCUCAGGUUGUAUGUGCAGUAUCACCUAUGUGCACCUGCAAGAUAACCGUGAAAAAGACACAACACAAAGAGCGACAUUCUUUAGGAUUUCCACUUGGCAAUUUGGACACCAAAUCUCUCAGUGCAGCAGAAAACAAGAAAGCUGUGGUUCCUCUCAGUCCUGUUGCUUACCUUCUGUGCAGCCCUGCAGCCCUAAACUCUACGUUGCUUUGUCUUGAGGUUUCACAGAGGUCUCCGUUUCAGUACGUUAAGCAGCUAAUUCAGAGCUAAAUUCACAGGUUCAGUCUUUUUGGAGCCUUCCUAUUCCCCUUUGGCCUCCCCGCUUCAUGGACUGCUUGGACGCAGAGAAGUGAACCAUAAGUGCCAUGUUCCGCCCAACUUUUUGGGGGCUGUCGCAUGUGUGUGAUGUCAUGCAUAUGAUGCACAUGUGUGACGUCACACAGCGGGACGAGGCCCGCCGCAGUUGCGGGGAGGCCUGGCGAGGUCUGGCGCGGCUCACAGCAGCCGCAGGAAGGCCCACUGCAGCCAUGGAUUGUGCCACUCCUCAGGCAAAUGGGAACAGAUUCAGAGGAGGACAGCAAAGAUGGCCAAGUCAUGCAAAAUAAGGUCCAUGAAGAACCAGUAUGUUUAGCACAGAGUGGGUAACUCUGCGAGGGAGACAUGAAGGCAGUUUUCAAACACCCGAAUUAUUGUCACAAAGAAGAGCCCAACGAAUUGUCUUCAGCCUCCUCAGAGGGCAGGACUGCAGCUAAUGAACAUAAGCUACAGGGGCGUUGUUCAGCCAAGGGCCAGAGGUUGUUUUUAGAUAUGGACCCAAAACACACCAGACCAGUUAUUUAAGAAACAGGUUUUAUUAUUAGGAUGAAGUAAUAAAGAACAGAGCAAAGCAAAGACGGUCAGCUUAAGUCCCUUCCUUUGGUUGCUGAAAGCUCCACAGGACAGCAUCCAAUCUUUGCUUUAAAGCAGGUCAUAAUUUCAAGCUAUUUGUUUUGGUCCUACCAUCCCGAGCAGGAGAAAAUGAGCUUUUCCCAUCUUCUAUUUUUGCACUUAGUCAUUCUGAGACUAGCAGAUAAACCUACCAGGUGGCACCACAGGACUCUGCUAAAAUAUGACAAAAAUCUUACCUUCAAUUUCUCCUUUUUCUGUUACGUUUUGGAUGAGCAUAAAAACUCACCUCAGCCCAUCAUCGGGAAGUUUUUUAAUGUCUGGUGUUUUAGUAUGUUCUGAUAUGUGCUGUGAGCCACUCAGAGUGGGGAACCUAGCCAGAUGGGCAGGGUAUAAUAAUAAUAAUAAUAAUAAUAAUUCCUUGACCAUUCUUUCUUUUAUAAUUUUAUCAAGCUAUCAUGCCUCUCACAAGGUCAAUUAUCCCUGCCAACUUUCCUAUUGAUAGGAUACAUUGUCCUGAUUUUAUAAUUUCAUCGUGGCGGCAAGCAUAUAAUAGGCCUCAUGACUACAAUAGUGAUUGUGAUUUUUGCUUUGCGAUACGCAAAUGCUGAAACUUUUGCUGCUACAGGAGCCAUGCAAGUAACACAGAUUCCUUUUUCUUUCUUUCUCCAGCGAGAGUGACAUAAAGCAACUAUGGUCUCACCUGAGGAAGGAUGAGCCACAUUUACUGUCUAGUUUUGAAGAGUUCCUGACAAAAGUUUUCUCUCAGCUUCAAGAAGCUGAUAAUGAGAAGAGUGAAUUGGAGCGUGUCCUGAAUAGGUUAGUGCUUUUUAUGAUAUCCUAAAUGCUUGGGGGGAAAGCAGAUAGGAAGUAAACAGCUGGUGCAAAAGCACCCAUAGGUUUUGUCUUGCCAGGGCUCAGGGUAGCAGUUUGCUUUGAGUAGCACUAAGGUAAGUACUUACUUAAGGUAAGUAAGCACUAUGGUGCUGGAGGAGACUCUUGAGAGUCCCAUGGACUGCAAGAAGAUCAAACGUAUCCAUUCUUAAGGAAAUCAGCCCUGAGUGCUCACUGGAAGGACAGACCGUGAAGCUGAGGCUCCAAUGCUUUGGCCACCUCAUGAGAAGAUAAGACUCUCUGGAAAAGACCCUGAUGUUGAGGAAGAUGGAGGGCACAAGGAGAAGGGGACGACAGAGGAUGAGAUGGCUGGAUGGUGUUCUUGAAGCUACCAGCAUGAGUUUGACCAAACUGCGGGAGGCAGUGGAAGACAGGAGUGCCUGGCGUGCUCCGGUCCAUGGGGUCACUAAGAGUCAGACACAACUAAGCGACUAAACAACAACAACAGCAGCAGCAGCACUAAGGUUCUGUGUAGCACUUUGUCAUCACAGAUUUGGGGAUGGAGGUGGACCAAAGUAUGUGUGGGGGUGUGAGAGAGAAAAUCCUAACAGUUUCCAGUGUUUUGCCUGGAAAAAACAGUGACAAAAGCACCUGCCUCUUCUGUUGUCUUUCUUAAACAGUUUUGUUGCUGCCACAAGAGGCAGCUACUUCCCUCCCAUCCAUCUCUUCGAUAUGCUGGGCUGUUCCCACUGCAAAACUAAGUUUAACAGUGCAGGUGGCGCUGUGGUCUAAACCACUAAACCACUGAGCCUCUUGGGUUUGCCAAUCAGAAGGUCUGCGAUUUGAAUCCUCACGAUGGGGUGAGCUCCCAUUGCACUGUCCUAGCUCCUGCCAACCUAGUAGUUCGAAAGCACGUCAAAAAGUGCAAGUAGAUUAAUAGGUACUUCUCCGGCGGGAAGGUAUAAACUGCAUUUCUGUGUGCUCUGGUUUCCAUCAUGAUGUUCCGUUGCGCCAGAAAUGGUUUAGUCCUGCUGGCCACAUGACCUGGAAGGCUGUCUGUGGACAAACGCUGGCUCCCUCGGCCUGAAACCAAGAUGAGCGCCGCAACCCCAUAGUCUCCUUUAACUGGACUUAACCGUCCAGGGGUCCUUUACCUUUAACUUUACCUGCUGGGCUGUUCCCGCUGCAAAACUAAGUUUAACAGAGAAAGAAGGAAGAGCUGCUACUGCUGGUGAUUUUCUUGGCAACCAUCCACCGCUGGAAAUCACUAUAACCUAUCUCUCCCUGCCUGCCCGCCCUCUCAAUUACUGAAAUGGUUCUCAAAAAUUGCUCCGUCUGAGUUAAGAGGUCAAAGUUGGUCGGGAAAUAUUUACUAAAACACCUUGCUUCUUCAUCCAUGUAUCUUCCUGUCCUCAGACUUCUGUUUCGGCUCUGGGAGAACAGAGCGCUGGUAGCCCAAAGCACUUGGUUUUCACAACUUUAAACCUUUUGGCAGGAAAGGGUCGCGGGGGCAUUACUAACAAGUGCACUUAAAAGGUUUUUCUUUUUCUUUGUCACAGACCACCAAUUGUAAUUGGUGAUCAACAACUUGCAAUAAUUUAUGGGGUACCAAAGUUACAGCACUCUUAACAAAGUCUUACAGGCAGCACAUUUGUGACGCCUGCUCUGACUCUCGGCUUUGCACAUAGUUUUACAAUAAAAUGAAAAGGAAGAGAGGAGAAAAUGAGGUUCUCACAGCUCUGAAAAACAAGGUAACUCUGGCUGGUGGGUAACGUACCCUAUUUUCAUGAUUUGUAAGCCUGUUUUGGCUGAAGAGCUGAAUAAAGAGAAAAAACGGAAUGAAGAAAUAAUUGCACGAGGGACAGAAUUUAGCACAACACAACUUUUAUUCAGAGAAAUCUUUCUCCUCCUACUGAAACACACACACACAGGUACUCAGAAGUAAAAAUGUGAGAUUGGCUCCUUAUAUAUGAAUCCAAAAGCCACUACUACAGCAAGAAUUUCACCUGAUGUACUUUUCUCUUUCUGUCUAGGAAGAUUGCUGCCUAUGAUGAGGAAAUCCAGCAUCUCUAUGAGGAAAUGGAACAGCAGAUCAAAAAUGAGAAAGAAAAAUUCCUUUUGAAGGCAAGUUCCUUAUUUGCAGCAUUUUAUCAUGGAUUUCUGCUCUAAUGUUCUAAUAAUCAACGAAAAGGAAAGAACUCACUCUGAAACUCACUUACAGGUGGUACCUAACACCAAGGAAACUAGCGCUAAUAUGCCCAGGAACCUCACCAAAAUGCUGGAGAGGAUGCACCUCCACAGGCACAUACCUCCACAUGCGGUGGGAGUGCCUCAAAAUCCAACUAUUCUGGACAACAACCAUAUGAGAAAUACCAUAUUUUUCGCCCCAUAGGACGCACAGGCCCAUAGGACGCACCUAGUUUUUUGGGGGGGAAUUAAAGGGAAAAAAUUUUAUUCCCCCUCCCCAGGUGCGCUGCGCUAAUCCCGAAGCUUGGGGCAUGCGGAGCUCAGCGCGCCCCAAGCUUCUGGGUGCCGGCAAGGUCUCCGCUAGCUGUGGGAGAGCCGCGUGCUGCGCUAAUCCCGAAGCUUGGGGUGUGCGGAGCUCAGCGCGCCCCAAGCUUCUGGGUGCCGGCAAGGUCUCCGCUAACCGUGCGAGAGCUGGGUCUCCCACGGCUAGCGGAUAGCUUCCUGAAGCCUGGAGAGCGAGAGGGGUCGGUGCGCACCGACCCCUCUCGCUCUCCAGGCUUCAGCGAAAGCCUGCAUUCGCCCCAUAGGACGCACACACAUUUCCCCUUCAUUUUUGGAGGGGAAAAAGUGCGUCCCAUAGGGCGAAAAAUACGGUAUGUAAAAUAACUAAGCAAGUAUUAGAAGUCACCCCAGAACUGGCCCUACUAAACAUCUUCCAAGAUUAUAAUGCCCACUCACAUCACAAAGAGCACAUAACCCACCUACUCUCAGCAGCCAGAAGCAUCAUAGCCAGACACUGGAGAAACCUGUCAGGAGUCAACAUGGACCAAUGGUACCAAAUAGUAUGGGAAACAGCCCUACUAGAAAAAUUAACCAAUAAACUGAAACUGACACUGGCACAAAUCGAAGAAGACACCUUCACCCCGGUAUGGCUCCCCUUUAUCAAAUACACAGCCCAACAAGACAACGACAAGAAUCCACCAACAGUAUACAAAUCAAUAUGGCUGACCUGACUCAAAAACACCCACCCACCCCACUCACACAUGCAAACAAAGUUCACCACAGCCAGUCACAAACAAACAACCACACCCUAGUCCAACCCCAACCUCUCUCACCACCAAAGGAACACAAGCAAAUAGUAAAGAGAACCCACACAAGCGACGCUGACACAAAACUCCACACAUACAUUAAGUAGAAUUGAAACAUCACCACCGCACCCCCACUCACCACGACCCCCUCCACCUUUCCGCCUUUUCUUCCUAAUGUAACACUAAUGUCUCAGCAAAUGAAACUGAUCUGUAGAAAAUGUAACUUGAAAAAAGAGACAUUGCACAUACUUUUGUAAACCAAGAAAUCUUUAAUAAAAAUAUGUUUUAAAAAAAUAAGAAGAGUGAAGACACAAGUUCAUUUGAACCAAAGAGCAUAGACAUAGAGAUAUGAGACACUGAUUUAAAUGAUUUAUCUCAAGUAGGGAGAACAGACAACAAAAAACCCAUGCAAAGUGAAGUAAGCUGAUAUUUAAUGCACACAACCCUUGCUCAUAUUCUUGUACAAUAUGCGUGUGAUAUGAUAAAGUCAAAGUUAAUGUGGACUUCAAAAAUCAUUUUGUUAGAUGUACCAUAUUAAGCCAUGGCUUUCCCAGUAGUGAUGUAUGGAAGUGAGAGCUGGACCAUAAAGAAGGCUGAUCGCCGAAGAAUUGAUGCUUUUGAAUUAUGGUGCAGGAGGAGACUCUUGAGAGUCCCAUGGACUGCAAGAAGAUCAAACGUAUCCAUUCUUAAGGAGAUCAGCCCUGAGUGCUCACUGGAAGGACAGAUCCUGAAGCUGAGGCGCCAAUACUUUGGCCACCUCAUGAGAAGAGAAGACUCCCUAGAAAAGACCCUGAUGUUGGGAAAGAUGGAGGGCACAAGGAGAAGGGGACGACAGAGGACGAGAUGGUUGGACAGUGUUCUCGAAGCUACCAGCAUGUGUUUGACCAAACUGCGGGAGGCAGUGGAAGACAGGAGUGCCUGGCGUGCUCUGGUCCAUGGGGUCACGAAGAGUCGGACACGACUAAAUGACUAAACAACAACAACAACACCAUAUUAAGAAUUUGGACUAGAAAUAAAUAUAGGUUAUGUGCAAAGAUUACCCUUAUGGAUUUCAACACAAGAACCGUUUCCUAGAAAAGAGGAAACAGGCAAAGAGAAAUGGUUAACUUAUCAAGAGUUAUUAGAGCGGAGUCAAAGAGACUGUAAAAUUAAAACAAGGAAACAGUUAAUAGCAGUUUAUGGCCUUCAAUUGUUUUUUUCUCAUUUACAAUUAACAGAGAGAUUUAAGUUGGAUAAAAAGACCUUUGGUAUAGAACAGAAAAUGAUAUUUCGAAACCAACUGUGUACAGAUGACGAAUAUGUUAUUGCAAAAAUUUAUAACCAUUUAAUGUGUUCUUCUUGCAUUUCAAAUUUCAACAAAGAAUGCAUUAUUAAACGGGCAAAAAGUGGUUAUAAUAUACACAUUGAAUACUGGGAACAUGAUCACAUGCCUAGACUUCUUAAUUAAUACCCUGGUGCUCUUAACAAUAUUUUUUUCUAAUUUUACAGGACACAGAAAGGUUUCAGUCCCGAAGUCAGGAUCUGGAGCAUAAGCUUACAGCAAAAGAGCAGGAACUGGAACAACUGGCUCAGAAACAGAAAAGAGUAAGUGAGAUGCAGAUACAGAGAAAGUUUUGUUUGUUUGCUUGCUUGCUUGGCAAAACUUGACAUGCGAGUGAGAGAAUUGUAAUUGUAUUUAUUACAGCAGGAUACCAUUUUGUUUUUUGCUUUCUUGGUAAAGCAGCUCUGACGUCCUAAAUCAUCAAGAGGCUGCUUUGUGCUGUUCUGUCUUCAUCUGUUUGCAGCUAUCUUUGAAAGAGUGCGUUCCUGAUACGUAUCCAAUGGUUUCUUUUUUCAGUGUUUUGAUUUUUUCUUUAACCUGACAUGAAUAUAAGUUACAUAAGUUAUGUAAAUAAGGAGCAUAACUUGCGUGACCUAUGUUAAAUAGCUGACAGCAAGAUGAAUAACUUAGUAUUUAGCAGAAACUGAACUGCAGUCGAACAGAAACAGCACUGAUUGUGACAAAGCCAAGUCAGAAUGAAAGCAGCUGCCAUCUAACGUAAAACUUUGUUUCUUUUUGUUCUCGUAUGAACAAUACUUCCAUUUCCCAAAGGAAGUUUUCUUGCCUCUAAUAGCUUCUUUGACUUUAGUUGUUAAGCACACUAGGAUCUUUUUGUCUCUGGGUUGCUUUCCUGACAUGCAUUAUACUUUCAGCUGAACUUUUAAUACUGUGUUUUUAAACAGCUCCCUAGCAUUCUGGAGAGAUUUGACUCCCUUGGCUUUUCUGUUCCUUUCUUUUCCAAUCACUUCAUUUGCGCAAAGUUUCCUCUUAUGAAGUCAAGUGUGACCAUGUUAGAUUUUCAUCAUAAUUUGCAUUUGUUGUUGUUGUUUAGUCGUUUAGUCGUGUCCGACUCUUCUUGACCCCAUGGACCAGAGCACGCCAGGCACUCCUGUCUUCCACUGCCUCCCGCAGUUUGGUCAAACUCAUGCUGGUAGCUUCGAGAACACUGUCCAACCAUCUCAUCCUCUGUCGUCCCCUUCUCCUUGUGCCCUCCAUCUUUCCCAACAUCAGGGUCUUUUCUAGGGAGUCUUCUCUUCUCAUGAGGUGACCAAAGUAUUGGAGCCUCAGCUUCAGGAUCUAUCCUUCCAGUGAGCACUCAGGGCUGAUUUCCUUCAGAAUGGAUAGGUUUCAUCUUCUUGCAGUCCAUGGGACUCUCAAGAGUCUCCUCCAGCACCAUAAUUCAAAAGCAUCAACUCUUUGGCGAUCACCGUUCUUUAUGGUCCAGCUCUCACUUCCAUACAUCAGUACUGGGAAAACCAUAGCUUUAACUAUACGGACCUUUGUUGGCAAGGUGAUGUCUCUGCUUUUUAAGAUGCUGUCUAGGUUUGUCAUUGCUUUUCUCCCAAGAAGCAGGCGUCUUUUAAUUUUGUGACUGCUGUCACCAUCUGCAGUGAUCAUGGAGCCCAAGAAAGUAAAAUCUCUCACUGCCAUUUCUUCCCCUUCUAUUUGCCAGGAGGUGAUGGAACCGGUGGCCAUGAUCUUACUUUUUUGAUGUAGAGCUUCAGACCAUAUUUUGCGUUCUCCUCUUUCACCCUCAUUAAAAGGUUCUUUAAUUCCUCCUCACUUUCUGCCAUCAAGGUUGUGUCAUCUGCAUAUCUGAGGUUGUUGAUAUUUCUUCCGGCAAUCUUAAUUGCGGCUUGGGAUUCAUCCAGCCCAGCCUUUCGCAUGAUGAAUUCUGCAUAUAAGUUAAAUAAGCAGGAGACAAUAUACAGCCUUGUCGUACUCCUUUCCCAAUUUUGAACCAAUCAGUUGUUCCAUAUCCAGUUCUAACUGUAGCUUCUUGUCCCACAUAGAGAUUUCUCAGGAGACAGAUGAGGUGAUCAGGCACUCCCAUUUCUUUAAGAAAUAAUUUGCAUACACACACAUAAACAAAUUUAAUAGCACUAUGAUUGCUGUUCCCAAUCCAUUCAAUUAAAAAAUGAACUUGAUUGACUUUUAAAAUACAUUUUUUUGUUUGUUUUCUUUCCCACCCAGUUAGAGGGACAAUUUAAAGAGCUGCACAAUGACAAGCAGGAGACCAAAGUAGAAAAUACCAAGCUGAAACUUACAAACAAAGAGCUGCUGGAAGAACUGGAGAGAACAUCCCAGGAGCUCCUCAUUGCUCAGCAGCACUUGCAGAUGCUCCAGGAUGAGGCCAAAAAACUGCAGGAAGAAAAGGAAAUGUGAGUGAUUCCCAGAACUGGAAUACAGCUGAAUGUGUCUGAAAUAGUUGAGAGUGGAUUUCAUGCUCUUUAUUCAGCUCAUAGUGGUGAGGAGGAAUGGAAGUUCCCCCACAAUAUCUGCUUUAUAUACAUUAUUUACACAAUGGGCUGCAUGUUCCAUGGGACAGCCCUUUAGAUAUUUGAAGAUGACUACCAUGCCUCCUCUCAGUUAAACAAACCCAACUCCCUCAACUGUUCCCCAUAAGGCUUGGUUUCCAGGACUUGGAUCAUCUUGGUCACCCUCCUCUACACACAUUCCAGCUUGUCAAUCUCCUCCUUACAUUGUGGCACACAGAACUGGACACAGGAUUCUAGGUGUGGUCCGACCAAGGCAAAAUAGAGUGGGACAAUUACUCCCCUUGAUUGGGACACUCUACGUCUGUUGAUGUAGCCUAGAAUAGCAUUACCCUUUCUUUGGUGCUGCAUCUACUCAAACCCCUAGAUCACAAGCUUAACAUGAAUCAAUAGUGUGACACCCAGCAAGUCAGAUGUCCCCCAUCUUAUAUUUGUACAGCUGGUUAUUCCCGACAUAAGUGUAGAACCUAAUUUGUCCCUGAUGUACGUAAUUCAGUUUGUUAGUUUUGGCUCAGUUCUCCAAUCUGGGUAAGCAGACAUUUGUGUCUAGUACCUGGAGUUGAAAGUCAGAGAAACAGACUCAUUCUGAACUGUACGAGAAUGUUGAGAGAAAUAAUGACCCUUCCAACUCUGCAAUUCUAUGAUGUUUGUCUCAAAUUAUUUAAAAGAAGCCCAUAUAGUUAAGUAUGCAUUAAAAAAAAAAAGGAAUUACAGUCAUACCUCGGGUUACAGACGCUUCAGGUUGCGUUUUUUUGGGUUACGGACCCACCGAAACCCGGAAGUACCAGAACAGGUUACUUCUGGGUUUCGGCGGUCGCGCAUGCACAGAAGCGCUAUAUCGCGCUUUGAACAUGCGCAGAAGCGCCGAAUUGCAACCUGCGUGUGCGCAGACGCGCUGCUGCAGGUUGCGAAAGCUGCAGGUUGCGAACGUGCAUCCCACACGGAUAACAUUUGCUACCUGAGCAUCCACUGUAUUAAGGUUGCUGGUUAAAGGUAAAGGGACCCCUGACAGUUAAGUCCAGUUGCGAACGAAGCUGGCGUUUGUCUGCUCCGCAGACAGUUUUUCCGCGUCAUGUGGCCAGCAUGACUAAGCUGCUUCUGGCGCAACGGAUCACAGACACCAAAGCAGUGCACGGAAAUGCCGUUUACCUUCCUGCCAGAGUGGUACCUAUUAAUCUACUUGCACUUUUUGGCGUGCUUUCAGACUGCUAGGUUGGCAGGAGCUGGGACCGAGCAACAGGAGCUCACCCCUCACGGGGAUUCGAACCGCCUACUUUUGAUCUGCAAGCCCAAGGCUCAGUGGUUUAGACCACAGAGCCACCUGCGUCCCUGAGGUUGCCAGUUAUUGUUACGAAAACCCCAACACUAAAUCCAGAACACAGAUCCCAGUUCUCUAAGAAUGGUUGUUAUUGCUAGGUUUUAUUGUGAUGGUUUUUAUUUGUCUCCUUCAGUGAGGUUUACAGAGUGACAGAAAUGCUACAGAGGGAGAAGUCAGGGCUCCUUAGGCAGCUGGACUUUUUAAGGUAAGAAAAUAAGGUGCGGCAAAUCCACCCCUGCCAGCAGCGGGAAGCAGAGCAAAUAUUAUAAAACCUCAAUACAGUGGUGCCCCGCAAGACGAAUGCCUCGCAAGACGGAAAAACCGCUAGACGAAAGGGUUUUCCGUUUUGGAGUUGCUUCGCAGGACAAAUUCCCCUAUGGGCUUGCUUCGCAAGACGAAAAUGUCUUGCGAGUCUUGAGAUUUUUUUCGCUUUCCCCCCCCUUUAUCUAAUCUGCUAAGCCUUUAAUAGCCUUUAAUAGCCUUUUAGCAGCUAAUCCCCUAAGCCUUUAAGCCUUUAAUAGCCGCUAAACCGCUAAUAGUGCUAAUAGCGCUAAUCCGUCAAUGGGCUUGCUUCGCAAGACGAAAAAACCGCUAGACGAAGACUCUCGCGGAACGGAUUAAUUUCGUCUUGCGAGGCACCACUGUACAGGCAACUCCCCACUCGCAUGCAAUCAACAUGGGUAUGACUGCUCACAUGCAUGCCAUUCUCAGCGUUGAAAGGGGGUGGAGCAGGGUGGGGCAAACUGGACUGGACUUGUGUACAUCCUGCAGAACAGAAUCACCGUGUAAGGUGGGAUUCCCCUGUAAUAAGGUUUGGUUUAAUAUCCUCUCAGCUUUCUUACCACAAUACCAUAUCAAUUUCUUAACACACUGGACUCCCCCACUGAUAAGCGGGCAGAGUUGGAGGAUAUGUUGUAAGUUAUACGUUGUUUUCCUUUCUUUUCGUGCCCCACCACUGCAGAGAAAGGAACAAAUAUCUGAGAGAUGAACACGACGAAUGUUUACAGGUGAGUGGGCAGCCCCAGACUACCUUCUCAUAAAACGUGUGUUUUUUUUCUUAGCCUUGACAGAUUCUUAACUAUAUUGUGGUGACACACCUCUGUAGUUAAGUGGAAGAGCACCUUCUGUGCAUGCAGAAGGUCCCAAAUUCAAAUCACGACAUUUGCAAGUGGGGCUAGGACAGUUUUCUGCAAGAAUCCCUGGCAAGUUGUUGCCUGUCUGUUGUGAGCCAGAUGGACAAAUCCUGACAUUUGCAAGUGGGGCUAGGACAGUUUCCUGCAAGAAUCCCUGGCAAGUUGUUGCCUGUCUGUUCUCAGCCAGAUGGACCAGUUGCCGGACUUUGUAGAUGGCAACUUCCUGUGUUCCUGAUUUACAAAUGUGCACAUUCAUCAUCGCCAAACUUAUUUGCACCCACUUUUACCACAAGUGCUAACAACAUAAUCAAAACCCAAAUAUAAUACCGUAUUUUUCCGUGUAUAACACGCCCCUGUGUAUAAGACGAUCCCUAUUUUUGGGGACUCUAAAUUAAAUGGGGGGAGAUUGCCCAGAGUUGUUGAGCCUUUUUUGGUUGCCGAAAAUCGAUCACCCACCUGACCGACGCUGCCAAUCGCACGCGUUGUUGAAGCCACCAAUCACCUGCCCAAUUGCUGCCACAGCAGCCAAUCGACAGCAGCCCUUGCCACAGCCACCAAUCGCCGCUGACCAUCUCCUGCUCAGGGCUGCAACCAAUCGCCUGUCCCCCCUCUGCACUAUCCAUGUAUAAGAUGCCCCCCAAUUUUAAACAUUAUUUUAUAAUAAAAAAACAUCGUCUUAGACACGGAAAACUACUGUACUUUCACAUGAUUUGGGACAUUGGUGUCUUAUCAAUCUACAGGAGGCAACAAUUUGGGCACAAGCUCCUCUCUUCCAAAGAUCCUUGCAUAUUUAUUUUUAUUUUUUUAUAUAUAUAUAAUUUUUUAUUAGUUUUUUUAACAUAUCAUUUUCAACAGUAAUUAAACCUACUUUUACAUCUUAUUCAAAUUUUUGACUUCCAUCAAACCUGUCUGAAAAUUCUCCAAUUUAAUCUCUCAGUCUGCAUUUCUUAUCUUCCCUAUUACAUUUCAAACUCAUAACCAAUAUCUCUAUCUUUUUCUACUUUGUAACACUUCGUAUAUUUCUCCUUACAAAACUUCUUGUAGUCCUACUAGCGUAAUUUGUUGAUUACAGUUGCUCUUCAAAUAAUUCAUAUACUUCUUCCAAUCUUCUGUAAAUCUCUGGUCCCGCAGGUUUCGAAUCCUUCCUGUCAUUUUGUCCAAUUCUGCAUAGUCCAUUAAUUUCAUCUGCCAUUCUUCUUUCGUCGGAAUUUCUUCUUGUUCCCAUUUCUGAGCUAACAGUACUCUUGCCGCAGUUGUUGCAUAUAAAAACAAUUUAACAUCUUUCCUAUUAAUGUCCUGACCUAUAAUACCAAGUAAAAAUGCUUCUGGCGCAUAUUUGUUUUUCUGAUUAUUCCCAAUCCCACUUUUGGUUUUCUGUUUUCACCUCCUUCCCUGCAGCCAGUCCCAUCUUGGUGCCUUUAAUGCUCAUGUGGUUGAAAUGCCGUUUCCAUUUCCUCUUGGUGCCCAGAUAUUCCAAAGGUUGAUAUCCCCAGGCCUUUCUAGGGUACAUACAAGAACAUUUGCCCCCAAAUCUAGCCCUAACAGAACAUCUUUUGUUAACUAGCUAAGGGGUGGACCAAGAGACAGGGAAGUUUCCUUGCUGAUGUAGAUCCAGAACACAAUUUAUGGAAAGUUCUCAUGUGCAAAUGCCAUUGAAAUGAAUGGCUGUCCCACAGGAGCACAGUAGGAUGCUUGUACAGUUCCACCCCUCCUCAUGCACUGUUUAAAUGACACCUUAAUAGGAGUAUAAACAGGUAAAGGGACCCCUGACCAUUAGGUCCAGUUGUGGCCGACUCUGGGGUUGCGGCGCUCAUCUCGCUCUAUAGGCCGAGGGAGCCGGCGUUUGUCCGCAGACAGCUCCCGGGUCAUGUGGCCAGCAUAACUAAGCCGCUUCUGGCGAAACCAGAGCAGCACACGGAAACACCGUUUACCUUCCCACCGGAGCGGUACCUAUUUAUCUACUUGCACUUUGACAUGCUUUCGAACUGCUAGGCUGGCAGGAGCAGGGACUGAGCAACGGGAGCUCACCCCGUCGCAGGGAUUCGAACCGCCAACCUUCUGAUCGGCAAGUCCUAGGCUCUGUGGUUUAACCCACAGCACCACCCGCGUCCCUUCACAGGAGUAUACUGCUCUGAAAAUAGUGUUGAGUCUGCCAUUUUAUGUAACUCGUUUUGAGGCAGUUUCUAUAAUAUUUCUACAGAAAUGUAAGAAUGUUCCAACCGCAAGGUGCAAAGAAAGAUCAGGCUCGAUCAUUGGCAAAUAUAUGGAGAAAAAGGUUUUGCCAAAAAGGUAAGGUCCUAGUUUUGCUAUUGUGCACAUUUAUUCUUAAUGUAGGGUGCAGAAUGUACUGUAGUUAGAUACUAUUCAGAUGAGUGCAAGAAAUAGUUCUUUAUUGAACUAUUUAUUUCCUGCAUCUAUAUAGUUUUUCUCCAUACAGAAAUAUAGAUUGCUUUUAUAUUUCUUUGCUGUCCUGUUCAGAUAGGGUUCAUAUUCAAAACAUAUUCAAAAUAUGAACCCAAAUUUCAAAUUCAAAGUUCCGAAUUAAAUUUGUACAGACAUCCAACGUGAUACAGAGAUGUGUUACAGAGAGUUUAAAUGAUACAGAGAUGUGGUAUAGAGAGUUUAAAAUACGUUAUGUUUCAUAAUGCUUUUUCUAGCCAGUCUUCAGAAGACGACGAUACAUUUAACACUGAAAGGAGAAAAAAUUCCACUGGUUUGAACGGGUAUCUUUCAUUUGAUUCUGAUUCUGCUGCUGGUGAGGGACUGACUCAAAGAAGGCCUCUACAAAGACUAAUAUCAAUUGAAGAAGAUCACCUGCCCCAGCUUCUAAAUAGACCGGGAGAGAGGACGCUAACCAAAUGGUCUGAAGAAGAUGAAACUAACUUGCCAGAACUGGAAAUGAAUGAGAUCCAAACAGAAUCACCAUCUGAACAAACACCUUCCUUUCCCAGGGGGCAACCAGUAGGGAAAGAAACACUAGCAAAUGUAAGAAACAGAACCGCAUUGUUUUUAUUUUGAAGGUGGAUUUUGGCUAAUUUAUGGCUAUCUCCGCUGUGUGCAUUACAAUAAUACUACUACUACUACUAAUAAUAAUAAUAAUAUUUUUUAUUUAUACCCCGCCCUCCCCAGCCACGGUCGGGCUCAGGGCGGCUAACAAGCAAUAAUAAAAACAAGUUGAAUGAAUACAACUUAAAAACAAGAUUAAAAUACAACAUUAAAACAUUGAAACAUUAAAAUGCAGCCUCAUCACAGGAGGAGAAAGGAAAAAAGAAAGAGAGGGAGGGAAUCAAAUUGGCUCCAAGCCAAAGGCCAGGCGGAACAACUCUGUCUUACAGGCCCUGCGGAAAGAAAUCAGAUCCUGCAGGGCCCUGGUCUCAUGAGGCAGAGCGUUCCACCAGGCCGGGGCCAGUGCUGAAAAGGCCCUGGCUCUGGUUGAAGCUAAUCUAACUUCCUUAGGGCCCAGGACCACUAGGAUGUUGUUAUUUAUGGACCUUGAGGCUCUCCGUGGGGCAUACUGGGAGAGGCGGUCCCAUAGGUACGAGGAUCCUAGGCCGUGAAGGGCUUUAAAGGUCAAAAGCAGCACCUUAAAUCUGACCCUGUACUCCACCGGGAGCCAGUGCAGCUGAAAAAGCACUGGGUGAAUAUGUCCCCAUGGCAGAGACCCUGUGAGGAGCCUCGCUGCAGCAUUCUGCACCCGCUGGAGUUUCUAUUUGUUUUAUUGUUUUUGUUUUUUUGAAUUUGCAUUUUAUUUAUUUGUUAACAUUCUUAUAUUACAUCGGUAAACAUUGGCGUAUUACAUUACAGGACUUACUAUAAUAUAAUUUCCAACAUGUAUACAAAAAUGAUAUACAAAUUUUAUAUACCUAGAAAGAAAAUGAAACAAACAAACAAAAAAAGAACAAAGAGAAAAAACAAAAACAAUUUCCCUCCCAAAAUCAUAUGCAUACCAACACACUAGACUUCCUGUCUAUCCUGUUGUAUAUUCCUUUUUUACAAAUGAACGUACUCUUAUUAUUGCAUAUUUCUUUACAUUUUAUCUAAUACAUUCCUAUAUCAAUAUGUGCUCUUAGUCUUAUUUCUCAACUCAGUCUCACUCCAACGUCAAUCAAAUGCUAGCAUAGAUAGCGAACCUUUACUGUAUUUUUGAACAUAUGUUUUAUAUCUAUCCCACUUUUCCCACUAUUAAGCCUAUUUGAGCUGUGUCAACAGCAAAAAGAUCAUAGUGAGUGUGUAUUGAGGAUACAGCAGGGAGAACCAAUGUGGUUCUUUCUCCUUGUUUGGGAAAUUCCCCUCAGCCCCAGCUAAUCCGGCCAACACUUGUGGAUUAUGGGAGCUGUAGUCCAAGAGAUCUGGAGGGCACCAUGUUGAGUACUGUAUUACAACACGUAUUAGACAGCAGAGCUGCUGCACAAUCGUAGCUGGAGGCAUAGCAGUGGCAAUUUGGGUUAGUUUUGUCUAAUCCUCCUUUAAAGCCAUCCUAGUGGUUGGCCAUCAUAACUUUUUCUGGAAUCAAAUUCCAUAGUUUACCUCUGCACUGUGUGAACAAAUACUGUAUUUUUCGCUCUAUAAGAAGCACCAGACCACAAGACACACCUAGUUUUUGGAGGAGGAAAACAAGGAAAAAAAUAUUCUGAAUCUCAGAAGCCAGAACAGCAAGAGGGAUCGCUGUGCAGUGAAAGCAGCAAUCCCUCUGUGAUAGCUGCGCAGCCUGCAUUCGCUCCAUAAGACGCACACACAUUUCCCCUUACUUUUUAGGAGGGAAAAAGUGAGUCUUAUAGAGCAAAAAAUAUGGUACUUCUUUUUGUGUAUCCCAAAUCUCCCAAUAUUCAACUUCACUGGAUGGCUCUGAGUUCUGUUAGACUGAAAGUUUCAUCCAUCCAUUUUCUCUGCACCAUGCAUGAUUUUAUACACUUCUAUCGUGUCCUUUUUUCUAAAUUAAAAAGACCUGAAUAUGUUUACCAUUCUUCAUAGGCAGCUGUUCCACCCCAAGAUAAUUUCCGUUGCCCUUCAGUAUCCCGCAAAGCGUGGCAACAGAACUGUACCUAGUUUUUCACGUGUCGAUUUGUUUAAUGGCAUUAUAAUGGGUUAAAUUUUUUUAAUCCCUUUCUGAAUGACCCCAAGUAGGGAAUUCACCCUUUUCACAACCACCACAUAUUGGCGUGAUGUUUUCAUUGAGCUAUCCUGUAUGGCUCCUAGUCAGUCGCUGUUAAUUUAGACCUCAUUAAUGUGCAUGUGAAUUUAAGAUUGAUUUAUUGUUCCAAUGUGCUUCACUUUAUUAUUACUUUACCACUCUGAACAAUUUGGUGUCACCAGCAAACUUAGCCACCUCACUGCUCUUCCCUAGCUCCCGCUCAUUUAAGAACAAGUUAAAAAGCAUUGGUUCAGCGUGAGAACUGUGCGUUUAUUCCUGCUCACUGUUCUUCAGGCACUUACUGGUCCAUCAUUGACCUGCCCUCUUAUCUUAUAUCUGCUAAACUCAGGAGUCUUUAUUAAAAUCUUUUUGAAAAUCAAAGUGCACAAUUUCUAACAGAUUGCGGACAUCUGAAUGUCCUAGAAUACCUGAAUGUCCUAGAAUAAUAACAGAGCACCUUCAAACACAUAGGUAUGGACCUCUCCCUUUAAAAAGACUUUUCCCUUGCCUCUAUUUCACCCAGGAGGGCGUGAUUGCUUCCUCCCAGGUUUCUGAGUACUUCCACUUUGUCGAUCGGUUCCUCCCUGUUGGUGAGGACUAGGUCCAAGAUAGGUGAUCCCCUCAUUGCUUUUUCCACCUUCUGUAUGUGCUUGCAUUUUGCCUCCAGUGCACAUAGUGAAAUAUGGACCGAGCAAUCCCAAAUGGGGAGUGGGGCUGCUUCAGGCAUGUCCAAAGACCGUUUCAAGGGACUAAUUCAGUCCCCGUGGCAGUCUAUCUCUUGGGGUAAAAUCCUAAAAAGCUCAACAACUUUUAGGUCAACAACUUUGGUCGGCCCUCACACAUGUUCACCUCAUCAAAUCUGGCACCCCUGAUUGUAGUUGUUGAGCUAGAGGGCUCUUUACUGGGAUAUGAAGAACGGUAGGAGACAGAUUCACUCCUCAACACUCUGCCUUCUGUAAUGUAGCUAAUAGAAAAAAGACAGUCACAGAACUGAGAAAUUGCACAAAACAAAUGAAAUACCAUGAAAAAUCCCUGACACAAGAACUAACCGACUAUAAAUAUUAUCUUGUGGAAAUCAACGAAAUAAUAAAAAUCAAAAAGCUUAAGGAAAAAAUUAGAAAAACCUAAUUAUAAUUAUAAUAUGUCAGAAUUUUUGGAUUAUAAUAUGUCAGAAUUUUUGGGUUUCUACCCUUGUUUGAAUUUUGGUCAUUUAAAGUUUAUGAUUUUUCUAUUCCCUCCUGAGGAAACUGAAUAGUUCAGUGAAACGAGGUUUCUAGCCGGCAUCCCGUUAAGGCUUUGUUCUAUUUUAGGUUUUUCUAAUUUUUUUCUUAAGCUUUUGGAUUUUUAUUAUUUAGUUGAUUUCUGUAAUGUAGCUGGCUUGAAAAGAGCAAAUUAUAAAACUCUCUAACACAGGGAUUAAAAUUUAUCUCACUGGCCAGCUUUCUUACAAGAUGAGGAGAUAAGCUUUCAGCUGCCUACAAGAAGACUGUAUUGUUUUUAUCUUUUGAUGUCAUGAGUCUCUUGCAAUGAGCACAGCGUGUUGGGUUUUUUAUUAUUGUUUAUUUGAAUUAUAUAAGCCAACUUUGAAAUACUAUCAGACUUACGUUAGUUGCCCUUGGGUGUGACUGAAAUCAAUUAGAAAAGCUAUUGCUAUCAAUUGAUGUAAGUGGAACCAAAAUUUACCUUAUUUAUUCUGGGUCCAGCCCAUAGUACUGAAGAAUGGAUAUAAAUGUAUUAAAUAAAUAGAUAUUUUAUUUCUAAAUAUCUCCUCACCUCAAAAAGCAAAAUGAUUUAGCAGUAGGUGCAGUGCAGCUUACUGAACAAUUUGCACUUGUGUUUGUUUGAAGGAUGAACAAGGGUGCUUUGCUCCAAAUGGUUUAUUCAAGAUUGUCAUCGUAGGCAAUUCAAGUGUGGGGAAGACUUCCUUUUUAAGGCGUUUUUGCGAAGACCAUUUUUUCCCAGGCACUGCUGCUACAGUCGGUAAGUAAGUUAAAGGAAAAAAGAACACACAAAUCACAUUUGUCUGGGCUGCUCGUAUAUAUCCAGACUUGGUGACCCGCACUUAUUUCCAUUGUUUAUACGUGUCCUUGUAUUUUCAGUCCUCGCUAAACACUGGCUUUUUAAAAGCUGUGUCUCAUUUCUUUGGAAUUGUUUCUAAUUAUACCAUGGGUAGGCAACCUAAGGCCCGGGGGCCAGAUCCAGCCCAAUCGCCUUCUAAAUCCGGCCCACGGAUGAUCCGGGAAUCAGCGUGUUUUUACAUGAGUAGAAUGUGUUCUUUUAUUUAAAAUGCAUCUCUGGGUUAUUUGUGGGGCACAGAAAUUCAUUCAUCCCCCCCAAAAAUAUAGUCCAGCCCCCCACAACGUCUGAGGGACAGUGGACCAACCCCCUGCUGAAAAAGUUUCCUGAAUUAUACCUUUAGUGACGUCAACUGAUGGAAAGGUGGGUGUGGUUUGAGGGGAACAGCCUGGCAAGGCAAAUUGGAUUCCCUUGUGGUUCAAGACUGGCCUGCAGGCUGUAGGUCCUGUCCCCCCCCACACACACACACCUGGAGAUAAUCUAAGCUGUGUUCCUUUACAGGUGUGGAUUACAGUGUAAAAAUGGUGGCAGUGGAUAACCACCAAGUACUGCUGCAGUUCUGGGACACUGCUGGGCAAGAAAGGUGAGAAAAUGCCCUUACGUCCUUCUACGACACUGGCAGGGCUGCCCUUUAUUUAUUCGAGCCAGGCAUGGGGGUCUGCUGGAGGGCUAAGGUGGGGGCAGUUGAAGAAUCUUUAUUUGCAUCAGCCACUAACCAUAGCAACAAAAUAAAAUAAAAUGUACAUCCCGAGCUAACAGGACCAGUGGUCAGGGAUGAUGGGAAUUGUAGUCCCAAAACAGCUGGAGGGCCAAGUUUGGGGAUGCCUCAGUUAAAGGAGUUAAAAUUCUUGCCUCUCUGCUCGCUGAUGGUUUCUACCUGUAGCAGUCCAAUAACCCUUAUGCCAGGGGUGAGAAACUGAAUAUAUGCUAUGCCCUGCUGUGAAUUGUGGUCAUAUCCUGCAACCUUGGGGUCACCCUAUACAGUGGUACCUCGGAUUAAGUACUUAAUUCGUUCCGGAGGUCCAUUCUUAACCUGAAACUGUUCUUAACCUGAAGCACCACUUUAGCUAAUGGGGCCUCCUGGUGUCGCCACGCCGCCGGAGCACGAUUUCUGUUCUUAUCCUGAAGCAAAGUUCUUAACCUGAAGCACUAAUUCUGGGUUAGUGGAGUGUGUAACCUGAAACGUAUGUAACCCAAGGUACUACUGUAUGGUCAUAUCAUCUGUUUUCUAGGCUUGUUGUUCUGUUGGCUUUAUCUGCUGUAUGUUUUUGGUGCUAAUGACAGAAGAUUCAUAAAGAGAACUGAUUUGCAGGUACCGCAGCAUCACCAAGCAGUUCUUUCGAAAAGCUGACGGAGUGGUUGUGAUGUAUGACAUAACAGCAAAAGAGUCGUUCACAGCUGUGAAGCAAUGGUUAGUGAGCAUUGAGGUAAGAAGGACUGAGAGUGUGAGCACAUUACUGCUUACACCGGCUCCAGGGAUGCGGGUGGCACUGUGAUCUAAACCACUGAGCCUCUUGGGCUUGCCAGUCAGAAGGUUGGCGGUUUGAAUCCCCACAAUGGGGUGAGCUCCCAUUGCUCUGUCCUAGCAGCUCGAAAGCACGCCAGUGCAAGCAAAUAAAUAGGUACCGCUGCAACAGGAAGGUAAACAGUGUUUCUGUGCGCUCUGGCUUCCAUCACGGUGUCCCAUUGCGCCAGAAGUGGUUUAGUCAUGCUGGCCACAUGACCCGGAAAGCUGUCUGCGGACAAACGUCGGCUCCCUCGGCCUGAAAGCGAGAUGAGCGCCACAACCCCAUAGUCGCCUUUGACUGGACUUAACCAUCCAGGGCAUAGCUGUCAACUUACAGAUUUGAAAAUAAGGGACCAGCAGCCUCAAAAAUAAGGGAUCAGCAGCCAAAAUAAGGGAUUUUCCGGGUGCAGGUAUGUUCAACUUCUGAGCCCCUCUGAGCCAAAGGCAGAAAGCCCAGCCAGCAGCCAAACGAAGCCUCAAGCGGUGGUUCCCACAGCGCAGCAACCCAGCAAAGGGGAUGCAGCAAGGAAAACCACCGUCACCUCUCCGCUGGGAAGCGCUGAGCAAAGGCGAGUCCCCAGGCAACGCGGCCGAUUUGAUCGGCACAAGGCAUGCAAGCUCCACGCCCCAGUCGUUCUUAGACUCCUUAUUGGGUGAGCAACGCAGCCAAGCAACACAGUUGGAGCCUCCCUCCUCCCUGGCCGGCAGGGAGGGAGGGAGAUGAGCUGCUUCCUUUGAAACCUGGGAUAUUUAAGGGGCAUCAUCAAUAAGGGACGGCAGCGGGACACAGCGCUGGGAUAAGGGACUUUCCCGCCAAAUAAGGGACAGUUGACAGCUAUGGUCCAGGGGUCCUUUACCUUUUACCUUUACCCUGGCCCCCACGCACUUCUACUGCUUGUGUUUGAAACAGGACAUUAGCCACAAUCCAAGGUUAUCCUGUCUCUUCUUGAGAAAUGCUCUUGUUUGGUGUGCUUUCCCUCAAACAAGCUUACAUUCAGUUAGAAAACAGAAGCCACGGUUAAGCCGAGAUGCGUACAAUUCAGGCAGCUCUUGGGCGUGUGAAUGACAGCAUCAGUAAUUUGGAGUUCAGCAUGGGGGUCAUCCACACACACCUCUCUGGUGUGAACAGCAACAUAAAAAAAGCACUGUAAACGCAGUGGUUUGUUUAAAACCACUACAGUGGUGCCCCGCAAGACGAAUGCCUCGCAAGACGGAAAAACCGCUAGACGAAAGGGUUUUCCGUUUUGGAGUUGCUUCGCAGGACGAAUUCCCCUAGGGGCUUGCUUCGCAAGACGAAAAUGUCUUGCGAGUCUUGAGAUUUUUUUUUCGCUUUCCCCCCCCUUUAUCUAAUCUGCUAAGACUUUAAUAGCCUUUAAUAGCCUUUUAGCAGCUAAUCCCCUAAGCCUUUAAGCCUUUAAUAGCCGCUAAACCGCUAAUAGCGCUAAUCCGUUAAGCCGCUAAUAGGGUUGCUUCGCAAGACGAAAAAAUCGCUAGACGAAGACUCUCGCGGAACGGAUUAAUUUCGUCUUGCGAGGCACCACUGUAAUGUGUACGUAGUUAAAAUAGGGAUGUGGUUGAUUAAUUGUAUUACUAUGCCACUUUCCACUCAAAUUACUCUCAAAGUGGCUUGUUGUUAUUGUUGUUUAAUCGUUUAGUUGUGUCCGACUCUCCGUGACCCCAUGGACCAGAGCACACCAGGCACUCCUGUCUUACACUGCCUCCCGCAGUUUGGUCAAACUCAUGCUGGUAGCUUCCAGAACACUAUCCAACCAUCUCGUCCUCUGUUGUCCCCUUCUCCUUGUGCCCUCUAUCUUUCCCAACAUCAGGGUCUUUUCCAGGGAGUCUUCUCUUCUCAUGAGGUGGCCAAAAUAUUGGAGCCUCAGCUUCACGAUCUGUCCUUCCAGUGAGCACUCAGGGCUGAUUUCCUUCAGAAUGGAUAGGUUUGAUCUUCUUGCAGUCCAUGGGACUCUCAAGAGUCUCCUCCAGCACCAUCAUUCAAAAGCAUCAAUUCUUCGGCAAUCAGCCUUCUUUAUGGUCCAGCUUUCAAAGUGGCUUACAAACAAUAAAUCACAAUAGCAUAUUAGAACAUCACAAAUACAGCAUAAAUCAUACAAAAUAAUUAACAAACCAUCAAUAAAGCAAUCUGUAAAACACCAUUAACAAAACAGCAACUAAAACAUAAGCUAAACAGAACAACUACAGCAAAAGGCAUAUUAUAUUAUUAACAAAUCAAUUUGGCAUUUAUAAUCUAUAACGGAAUAUUAUAACCACAAUGUACUGGUAUAUCUGGAAUGUCUGGUGUACUUAUUUUUGUGUCUGCUUGCAGUGCUGGCUAUGAGCUUUCAAUGCUUUCAGGAGAGAACCCGUAUUUUAACUGCUGUUCAUUGUCUUAUAGGAAGCAGCAGGGGAGAAUAUUCCUGUCCUCUUGCUUGGGAACAAAACAGAUAAUGAAAAAGAACGGGAAAUCCCCAGGGGAUUAGGAGAGCAUUUAGCCAAGGUACAGUAUGAAGAACAUACAGUUCUAAAAACAACCAGUAAUGUACACUUAACAAAAAAAACCUCCAUGUUCCUCUUGGGAACAACUUCUGUGAUAACAAGGUCAAUGAAUAUUACCCAUCUGUGGCAUGAAGUCAAAUAUUUGAUUUUGUAUAUCUCAUUAAGCUGAGGCCUUUGAAGCUAUCUCAUUACGAUUGAAGAAGGGCUUGCUUUCACAAUGUGAUGAUCAAGUUUCAAGAAAAAAUCCCUCUGAAUUGCCUGUUUCAAUUAGAGCUGGUUUACUUAUCCUCUUCGUGAGGGAGCACCUUUCUUUGAGUACAUCGAUUUCGUGAUCCUGGGUACAAGAACAGCUUUCCUUUUGACGAGAAGGCACUAUAGAUGGAUGGGAAUCUAUGGGCAGCUGCAAAUUUGCCCUGUGGCCCUAGAGAAGAGGAGUAAAAUACCGUAUUUUUCGCUCUAUAAGACGCACCAGACCACAAGACGCACCUAGUUUUUGGAGGAGAAAAACAAGAAAAAAUAUAUUCUGAAUCUCAGAAGCCAGAACAGCAAGAGGGAUUGCUGUGCAGUGAAAGCAGCAAUCCCUCUUGCUGUUCUGGCUUCUGUGAUAGCUGCGCAGCCUGCAUUCGCUCCAUAAGGUGCACACACAUUUCCCCUUCCUUUUUAGGAGGGAAAAAGUGAGUCUUAUAGAGCAAAAAAUAUGGUACUUCUCCUCAUCCCUGGCACCAGCAGUUGCAUCCUCCACCUUGGUUUAAAGCUGAAAGUCACAGCUCUCUCAUAGUAUAUAAAGCUGGAUACUACCAAAAUUAAGCUAUGCACUACUUUUAAGCACGUCGAAGAAUGAGCCCAACUGAAGCAGAACCAACUUGACUUCUGCAAGAGAAAAACCCCUGUAGAUCUUACAAACUUAUCAGAAUUCUUUGAGAGUGUCAACAAGCAGAUAGAGGUAAUCUGGUUGACAUUGUGUACUUGGACUUCCAAAGAGCUUUAGACAAUGUUCCUCACCAAACACUCCAGAGUAAGCUUAGCAGUCAAAAAUAAAAAAUAACACUCAGGACAAGGGUGAUUCUGGUUUGAAGCCUAUAUAGUGGUAUCUUGGUUCUCAAAAUUAAUCCGUUCUGGAAGUCUGUUCCAAAACCAAAGCGUUCCAAAACCAAGGCAUGCUUUCCCAUAGAAAGUAAUGCAAAACGGAUUAAUCUGUUCCAGACUUUUAAAAACAACUCCGAAAACAGCAAUUUAACAUCAAUUUUACUAUCUAAAGAGACAAUUGAGCCAUAAAAUGAAAGCAACAAUCAAUACUGUACAAUGAAAUAAAUAAGACAGUGUUGUAGAUGAUAAAAAUUAAAAUUACAUUUUUUUCCCUUUUCUGCACUAAUAAUAGUUAUUGGUUUUUAUUGUUUUAUUAUUAUUUAUUAUUUUAUUUUAUUAUUGCUUUUAUCAAUUUCUUCAAUCACACAAUCAAUCAGUAGCUGAACUGGGUUUCACACAGUCACAAAAACAAAUUAACUGAAAAAGCCACAAAAACGGAAAAUAAAUAGCUAAAACAAAAGCGCCAAACUUAAUCUGUUCUGGAAGUCUGUUUGACUUCUGAAAUGUUUGAAAACCAAGGCGCAGCUUCUGAUUGGUGCAGGCGCCCUGGACACAAUAGCUGACAGCUGCAUCGGACGUUCGACUUCAAAAAAAGUUUGAAAACUGGAACACUUAACUUCUGGGUUUUGGCGUUUGGGAACCAAGGCGUUUGAGAACCAAGGUAUCGCUGUACCAAUGAUGUAUUAUUGAUCAAUGUGUCAGAAGGAGCUCUCCCCGUUCCUAAACCCAAAAGAAAUGUUGGGGUAUUUAGAUAGCCUUCAAAAGGGCCAUAUGCAAAUCUCUUCCAGCAUAUCCAGGCCUUAAAUUAUGUAACUAUCGGUGUGUAUCAUCUCAUUAUGAAAAGUGAUUGUCUCAAUGCAAUACAUGACUACAGUGGCAAAAUUAUAUUUUUAAAAAUCUAACCGCCAUGAUGCAGCAAUAAAGGAAGUCACAGUGGCUGUUACAUAAAUACAAAUAUAUUUUAGGGGACGGCGGAUGCUUUUACAGUGGAAUGAGAUUCUUGAGAUAUAUGUAUAAAUUUAGAUUUAGUCCCCAAGGGUGCUUGUUGCUAAAUGAUGUGAGCAAUGCUUUUUUUCUUUUCUAUUAUAGGAUUACAAUUUAAUCUUCUAUGAAUGCAGUGCUCUGUCAGGCGACGGCAUAAACAAGUCUGUCCGACACCUGGCCAGGUAAGGAAAAGUGUUGAGGAUGCUUUGCAAACUAGGGUCCAUCAGGUUUUAUAAAUGGGUUCCAGUGAACGAGUGUGUUCAUGAUGUUUGAGUGGUCCUGGUGUUGGUGUUGCUUCUCAUACCAGGAACUCAGUGAAGAAAACUAUUAUGCCACCAUCAGUAGGAGAAUUGUAUACCAAGUACACGAAUAAGAUUUGAAAUGGGAAAAGGAGCAUUCAGCAUGAGUUGGGAAAGUGAACAUUGGUGUAGCUUCUAUUUGGAAUUGUAUAUCAGAAUCAUUCUUUGGUGAUCUAUGGCAAAUGGUUAUGAGUGUUGGUCUAGCUCUUCAAUGCACUCAUGAGCAAUAUUUCAUUAUCUUAACUGUGUUUCAUUGUCACUUUGAAAAGGGUUUUUGGCAUGUAAGUAGCCUAGCUUAGUUUAAAAGGAUAAUUCGUCGAAGGUAGAUCCAGAGGUGUAAUUUGGGGGGGGGGUUGUAAGGCCGGUUGCCCCAGGGUGCAAAAUAGUUGAGGCAAAAAAUUUCGACCACCUGGUGCUGCCUAUUGUUGUAAACAAAAAUCUGUCCUUUUUCCCUUAUGGGGUAUCCAAGAGCCCAUAUAGAGUCCUUACAUAGGUUCCCUAUUGGUAGGAGAAAAUAACAGAGGCCAACCAGAGAAUUUUGAAAAGCAAAGCAGCUAGUAAGCCUGAUCUUUAUUGAUUUGUUGCAACAGGGUGCUCCCCUCAACCGCAGGAGAGGAGGAGGAACCCAGAACAAUGGCACGCAAGGCCUUAUAUGGACUUUUGAAAUUGCCACCCUGUAGAUCAAGACCACCCCCAGAAAAUCAUACAUACAUCACAGAAGGGAGGGGUGUAACCUAAGACCACCCCCCAGAUACAUCAUACCUACAUCACAGAAAAGGCGGCCUAAAACAGAAAUUUGAAUGUUGUUUUUCUCCUGUCCUUGUUUAUCUCCUGUCUGGCAGGUUAUUUGAUUGGAUUGCCUGGGGAGCCUGGCCAGUCUUUUGUAAUGAUAAAUACUUAGUUCCUAGGCCAGGUCACAGGCUCACACCCUAUUCAAACACAGACAUACCCUUAAGACAGGAUUUGUGAAGGAAAAGGCAAUGGGGAGGCUUUUCCAUUUUCCUUUGACCUUGCAGAGAAAACAUUUGCUCAGUUUGGGAAUCAAAAUGGUUCCAGGUCAGUCUUCCUGUGCUGAUCUAUGUACGUGCUUGGUUGGUACACUUAUGGACAUUUAACAUAUAUCUAAGACCUCAAAAUUCCUAUCACACUGUACACAGCUGCACACUUCCACUUCAAGCAGCUUCUCCAUGCAAACCAGGAAAUGACCUCUCCAGACAACUGGGCAACUCUUCUUUUCCUAUCUCUGUGGCUGUGAUCUGCUGGGUAACGUGGAUGCCAUUGGGCAUGCAUACUAUGUCCAGUUCCCACCCACCCACCCUCUGUGCAACCCCGGGUGCUGGCAAUCCAUUCUACACCACUGGUUAGAUCUAUCAAUGGCUAUUAACCCAGUUGGUUAACAGAACAUAAUAUUCACAUUCAUAGGUCAAGAGGUUCAGUUUCUGGAGAGAAAGCACAAGGUGGUGGUGGUGGGGCACCCCACACUCAAGCUUUGCUCAGUGGGCUUUAUAGAUGCAUAGAACUACGUGUUGUUGUAAGCAGAUGGCCCUUGAGCCAAUUCAACAAAUUACUGUUUAUGUUUCUUUCUGUAGGGUUUUAAAAGAACAAGAAGAAAAGGUGAAGGAAAAAACUAUUCAGCUACAUCAAGCCUCCAAGAAGAAGACUUGUUGUACCAGGCAGUAG
Podarcis lilfordi (Lilford's wall lizard) is the source of this 37564-nucleotide messenger RNA. NCBI's taxonomy places the organism in Eukaryota, Metazoa, Chordata, Lepidosauria, Squamata, Lacertidae. The record is from the annotation of a GenBank genome assembly.